CUGCUGACGUAAAGUAAUAUGUGAACUUUCUAAGAUAGCUCUCAUUGAACGUGCUCCAAAACGUCCUUGAGCUACAUCCCAGAUUCUAUCACACAUAGCGUCAAAAAUGAAUUCGUUAGCCGGCGCUCCGAACUUCAGACAACACUGAACGACAUAAUUACCGAAUUGAUCGAGAAGAAGAGGUGGUGUGAAAGGUCGAAGGUGUUGUACUAUAAGUUCAACCUCUUGUGAAGUUGUAGCACAGUCUAUGAUUUUCUGAGCCGCCCAUGUUCCAUUCUAUGACAUCCAAUCAUAGCUAAGUGAGGUGCAAGUUCAUUAAGCAUGCGCAUUUUAGAUUCAAAUGAACAAAUUUCAAAGAGUUUUUGAAUAAUGGUAUUACCAAUGUAGUCACUAGCGAGGUCAACUAUAUUAUCGAUUAAACCACCUUCUGACAUUGGUUUAGUUGCAAGAAUUUCUGGAUCAUCCGAGAACGGAAAUUGAGAGUUAUCAUCAUCAUACAAUUCUUCAUCUGUACUAGCUCUCCUCUUAUCCUCAUCUUGAUUUUCAAGUUUUUUCCUUAAUUCACGCAACUUUGAGGAAUCAAAUUUACGAAUUGGUUGGUUAUCAAUACCAUUAGUAGCUGGUAAAACUGGCGGUAUAGAUGUAUAGUAAGUUGCAGCAGGUCUAAGCUCAGAAACUGAUCUAAUAUCUUCAUCUCUUGAUUCGUGUCCUGCACUCAAAAUUGACAUGAUCAUUUGUUGAUCAUUUACGCUUGGUCUUUCUUCAGGAUUAACUUGUUCAAGUUUUGGUGAGAUAGAAUUAACAACGCCUUCUUUCGCACCAUUUUGUAACAAGUUAAUCAUUAAAUUUGAUCUGUAAUUUUCUGUUUGACCUGAUGCAAGUUGUUGUUCAAUGGAGAUAUCACUAACGCCUUGAACGCCAACAAGAGAAUGAGCUAAAGCUUGAGGAUGACCACCAUUUGGAGCUGUAGUUGAUGAUGGGAAUAUUAUCGUGUUAGCGCUAUCAUCAAUGCCAGUUGUUUUUACAGGUACUUUAGCAAAUCCAACUCUAACAGCACCAAUCUCUGGACCAAGGAGUUCACGACCAUUAAGUGAUUUUCUAGCUCUUACGGCAUCGUCCAAACGUUCAAAGUUGACGAAACCGCAGUUCUUGUGAGUAAGAACACGAGCUGAUUCGAUAGGGCCAAAUGGUCCAAAAAGUGCUAACAAAGUAGCUGGUGUAGUAGUACUUGGAAUAGAACCAAGCCAUAAAGCACGAGUUGGUUGCUCAGUUGUACCAUCAAAGUUGAUUUGGUUUGACAUAUUGGCUGGAACUUGAACUGGAAGGUUACCACCAGAGGAGUUCAAGAGUGAAGAUGUCGAAGGAGGAUUUUGAGGGGAAUCAAUUUUACCAAACCCUAUUCUGACGGGGGUAGUAGAUGCUGAACCACCAUUUGCAGAUGAAGUAGGUAUUCUACCACCGAGUCUGUGCAUAACGUCAUCUCUUGCUCUAAGAGCAUCGCUCUUUUCUACGAAAUUAACGAAACCACAUUCCUUAUCCGUAAGUAAGCGUAAACUCUCGAUUGCACCGUAUGGGGCAAAGACAUGCAUCAGUUCUUGGGCAGUCGUGCGAGAAUCCAAACCACCAAUCCAGAGAGACCUAGUUGGAACCUGUUGACUUUGAACCUGAUUGAGCGUACUAUAUGGGUCAUCAAGUUGAGAAAGUUCCAAAUCAUAGGAAUUGAAAGAUUGCUGAAGUGGAUGUGGCUGGGCAUCUGGGAAAGGCACACCUGAUCUUGCAGGAGCUCUCAUUACAUCAGGCUCAUCGAGAAUACCCAUAGAGAUAGCUCUCGGACGGGAAGAUUGGCUACUACUGAGACCAUUGAUAAGCGGAUCCUGGGGCUGUGGCUGUGUAGGGAAAGCCUGAAAGUCAGCCAAAGGAUUGCUGUUGAUCAAGUUAGCUGAGCUUGGAUGUAAAUGGUCAGCCGGCGCAGUAAACGAUGACUUGAAUGGGUCUGCAGCUUUCGAAGUUGAUAAAGUAUAAGCUCUCGAUCUUGUUGGUGAAUUAAGUGAUAUUGACUUGGCAAAACCUUGCGGUGGAAUUGAGAGAGUUGGCUUCGGAGAGCUUGGACUCGAAGGCGGGUCGUCGAGCCCGAGAUAGUCAAGCGUGCGCAAACAGGCGUCCUCUGAAGGGAGGUCUGAGGGUCUGCUGACUUCUUCACCGACCGCACCAACUUGUGAGUUCGAGCGCGAGUAGAAGAAUCUACUACCAAAAGGAUCCGCCAACCUCUGAACCGAGGGUGAGGAAGGCGGCAAAGUGAGUGAACCUGAACGCAAUCUUGGUGAUUUUUCUGGCUGUAAGGCAGAAGAAUGUGAGUGUCUUAAACCAGGUCUUUGGGAGUUGUAGUCAAGUGAUUCGAUAGCCGCCGAGGACAAACCAGCCUGUGAGAGGUUGAGAGUUGGGAGAGGUGCUACUGUAGCCAGAUUUGAAGGUAAAGUACCUGCUCUCGCACGUCUGACGGAGGGUCUAGUAGGGCUGUUGGAGGGGAUGCCCUCUUCUUGCUGUAUUUGCAGCGCCCGCUUAGAUAAGUAGUGUAUAUUAUUAUUCGCCAUAGAUGGCCGUUCUCUAGCUAGAAGGCUGCUCCUCAAACAGUGACAGCGAGCAGCUACGUCAAUUAAAUAAAAAUAUUGAAUAAAAUAUGAUAGAUUUAUUAGAAAAUCUAUCAAAUAAAGCUAAUAAGCAGCCAACUAAACAGCCCAGAUGGCAUCCUUAUCGCAUACACGAGCAGCCGAAGCCUGCGUAUGUCGACCCUACUAUGGCGCAGAAGGAGGCGAAUGCAUUAGGCGCGGUCUACCAGCUCGGUGUAGACUCGCGCAAACCAAAGAAGACGAUAGAGAGAAGAACGGUAGAGUAUGCAGGCUCUUUGGCUGCAUGGAACAAAGAGCGUAGAUCAAUAUCGACCGCCUAUCCGAAUCAGUUCCUUAGGCCUGGCUUGGAUCACAUCGUCGAGUUAAGACCACCAGAAGCAUAUAGCAAUCCAGCUACAUCCAUCGCUGCAAAGUUCGUACAGGCGUCAGUCAACAAGAUCAAGUGCUCAAUCAACGUAGUAGCCUGGACACCAGAUGGCAGACGUCUCCUCACUGGUUGUCAUUCCGGCGAAUUCGUACUUUGGAAUGGUCUGACAUUCAACUUCGAAACUAUCUUACAAGCCCAUGAUUCCUCUAUCAGAGCGUUAGCCUAUACCUACUCCGGUGACUGGAUUAUAUCUGCUGACUCUGCCGGUACACUCAAGUAUUUCAACCCUGCGAUGAACAAUGUCGCAGCUUGGCAGGCACACGGUAACAAGGACACUGGUAUGGAUACUGCGAUUAGGGGUGUAGCAGUAUCACCGACUGAUCAACACUUCGUCACUGCGUCUGACGACCAAACACUCAAAGUCUGGGCAUUCGGUGAACGCCGUGAAGAGCGUACUCUAACAGGACACGGUUGGGAUGUCAAGUGUGUGGACUGGCAUCCACAUAAAGGUUUAAUCAUGAGCGGUGGUAAAGACAACCUCGUUAAAUUUUGGGAUCCAAGGAGGGAAUCAGAUUUGACGACAUUACAUGGUCACAAGAAUACAGUACAAACGUGUAGAUUCUCACCCGAUGGUCUCCUUGCCGCUACAGGCUCCCGCGACCAGAGUGUCAGAGUGUUUGACCUUCGCGCGAUGAAAGAUCUCGCGGUAUUGAAAGGUUUCGAAAGAGAGGUCUGCUCACUCGCAUGGCAUCCAAUACACCCUAUGCUUGUUACUGGUACAGCUACGGGUGCGAUGGUAUACCACUCUCUAGCUCAUCCGCAUGAUCCGAAGAGCACGAUCAAUCCGAUAGCAUCUGUCGAUUGGGCACAUGAGUCAAGCGUAUGGUCUAUGGCUUGGCAUCCGCUUGGCCACUUGAUGGCCUCCGGUUCAAACGACUAUACUACACGUUUCUGGGAGCGUGAAAGACCUGGUAGAGCCGUCGGCAGAGACAAAUUCCAUCUCGGUCCAAUGACGGAAGAUGAAGAGAGAGAACUCUUACAGGGACCAACAAUAUCUCCUAACGUAAGCAAGGCAGACGACGAAGAUUUACCUCUUCCUGGUCUCGGAAACACUAAUACAGGAAUCAAAAGUAUAUACGCUGUCGGUCCAAUAGAAGGCCCUCUACCUGGAUUCGAUGGUUAAUAGAAACUUAUUAGAUGGUUGUUUUAUUCAAUGAAUAGAAUGCUAAUAAGCUCAAGUAGUUAUGUAUUUUUAAUAUUUAUUUAAUGAAUGGCUUUUAUAGAUCUAGAUGACAAGUAGAGAUGCGAGUGUUGCUUCCGUUUCAAUUACCUGUAAUCGUCAGUAAAGGUCUUAAUAGUACUCUUUCAAACCUACAUCAAGUGCCUGUUGCACAUGCAAUGUCUUACGUGCUUCAUUAAGCCAGUCUGUGAGAAGUGUUUUUGGCCAUCCUGUCAACUGAUUCAGUUCACGUGCCGCCAUGUCAAGAUUCUUUUGCGACAAGUAGUAGUCUGCGCGUGAUAAUACGGAAGCUACGUCGUUACCUUCAACAAGUCCUUGCUUUUUGAACAACAAAAGUGAAGAAAGGGCGGUUGAAACUGCAAUUGAAAGGGGACCUGCGCCAACUUCAGGAGCUAAUGCAACCUUUCUGACUUUUGGUUCUAUUGAUUGCCUAUACCAAUCUGAGAGAUCACUGACACUCUCAACACCUUGGUCUGGAAUUUUUGAUUGAUCGAGAGACUCUAAGGCUGAUUCAACGACUUUACCACCAGCGGUAUCUUCUUUAGUCUCCUUAGCGAUUUUGACGAGUGCGUCGAGUUCUUUUCUGAAUGGUUUCUUCUCAUCUGAUGAUGUUGUUAAGGAGAGCUUGCCAACGACUGCUCUUUCGAGUGCUCUGUAUGCUGACCAGAGUGUGUGUACUCUGACGUUAUCAUCAACGUAAUCAGCAUUGUCGAAUGUGACCUGCUCGAGAUUCUUCACAUCAUUAGCAAGUGAUUCUAACUUUGCCAAUCUACCACCACGUUCUUGUUCAACUUUGAGCUUGAUAUCGCGCAACCAGCGUCUUUGCAUUUCGACACCUUGGGCAACAACUUGUUCCUUCAAUCUUUGGUUAAUAAUUUCUGAUUGAGUUGCGAGCUCCUCAGAGAGCUUCUUCUUGAAUGAUUCUGCAAUUGACUUGCGCUCAUUAUCGAAUUGCUCUCUCCAGUUUUGUUCAUGAGAGUCAACGCGAGAUUGAAUUUGCUUCUCAUGCUCAACAAGCAUCUUAGAAUACUCUUUAGCUUGUGCAUCGAGGCUUCCCUCGAGUUUCUUCUUCUCUUCUUCUUUGAGUGCCUCGAGGCGUUGUCCAAGAGCUGACAAAUCACCUUGAGCGGAAUUUAUGACGUCUUUGACGGAUCCAGCGGCAUGUGGAGUAUCUUGUAUGAAUUUAGAGAGAUUGUCAAUCGUCUCUGCGAGUUGUGAAACAAUUGGUUCAGAUGCGGAGAGAUCUUUGACUGCUGGAGCAAGCAAUGGGAGUGCCUCAAUUGGCUUCUCUUGUUUUGUGUUCGUUGGUUUUUUUGUAGGAGUUGAUUUCUUUGGCUUUGGUGGGUAGACGUAUCCCUCUGGGAGUGUGUAUCCAAUUGGGAGUGGUGGACCGGUAUAGAUCUUCUUUCCGUCGGCUGUCAAACCACCAGCAUUUGGAUCAUCGACAGCAUCAGCGACCUUAUCGGCGGUCUUUUCAGCGGUCUCUUCAGUCUUGCUGGUGACUUGUUCGACCUUCUCGGCAACCUCCUUUGUCUUCUCGCUGGCAACAUCGACGGUGUCAUUAACGACGUCCUUUGCCUUGUUAACCAAUCCUGAGCCAACGUAUACACCCUCGUCAACACCUUCCUUAGCAGUGUCCUUAAUUUCAUCCUUCUUUACAGCACUCUUGUUGGCGUAUUUGUCAACCAAUUCCUGGAGUCUGGAGUAGGCAUCCUUGCUAGCUUCAGUAGCACGCUUAGUUUGCUCCCUUAUAGCCUCAUAGUCGAUAUUCUCUAGCCUUUCUUUAAAAUGUGCAUCCUCGACGACUUCAAGGACUUGAUGUGCACCUGGGAAAGUAGCUGUAAAGAAUUCUGCAUAUUCUGGAUUAUCUAAAGCAUAAUAUGAGCUACCAGCGUAGAAAAUGCUGGUCAAUAGCGUGGAGGUGAUGAUGAAUCUACGUAUUGGACGAGCAGGCUUUGUUGCAGCUGAAGCGAACUAGAGUAGUCGUAAGUUGUAAGUAAAUCGUCUAUAGAGUUAUAAAGACCCACAGAUCGUGUACCACGCGCGAGUGGUGCGCUAAUUGACC
This is a messenger RNA of Wallemia mellicola CBS 633.66, 6299 nucleotides long. RefSeq names its product WD40 repeat-like protein. Gene Ontology annotation, molecular function: protein binding. The coding region runs from base 2678 to 4177 and encodes 499 amino acids. The transcript has 6 exons. NCBI's taxonomy places the organism in Eukaryota, Fungi, Basidiomycota, Wallemiomycetes, Wallemiales, Wallemiaceae. The record is from RefSeq and is a predicted model, not a curated record. Gene Ontology annotation, cellular component: mRNA cleavage and polyadenylation specificity factor complex.